Astrephomene gubernaculifera is the source of this 1061-nucleotide messenger RNA. NCBI's taxonomy places the organism in Eukaryota, Viridiplantae, Chlorophyta, Chlorophyceae, Chlamydomonadales, Astrephomenaceae. The record is from the annotation of a GenBank genome assembly.
AUUAUACCCCUACUGCUUGACCUAAACUGCUGUGUGCAUCCAUCGUCUUAUUGUCAGGCAUUUAACGGAAACGGCAGUGUAGUGCGCCACUUUCGAUCAAAGCUAUACAUAUAAAGUUAUUGGGUUGGGCAGUGACUUUUACCUGUCAUGCAUACCCUCUUACUCAUGCUGCCCUGGUGAAUUCCCAAGAAGCGGCUUCAAUGACUUUUUGAUACCUAUUUGUUGAGCCUACCUCCGAAGUUACGAAUGUCUCACUGUAAGGAAAACGCUUCCAAGCAAGAGGACUUUGUCUGCGCCGCGGCGGUGGGCUCACUCGGCCUUUUCGGCAACUCAGUCCUUCAGCUAAUAGCCUGCAAGCUUUUGGCGGAUCGAGCGGGGCUACAGCUUGUCCUUCCGCGGCCUUGGGCAGACAAGUACGGCGCUUACUUCCCAGCUGUCGCCGAGCUGGAGCGCAUAGAUGCUGAGGAGGCCUACGCUCUUCCACUCGUAGCCGAUCGCGUCGUACUCUCUCACCCGGGUUGGCGCACAUGGGCCUUACGUCAUGACACGGGCCGCCAGCUAGCCGCACGGCUACUGCAUGGCGACUCCAGCAGUCGUGCUGCCGCUGCUGCAUCGGCAGCAGUGGCUGUCCCGACAACUGCUGCGGGCGUUGAUGCAGCCGCUGCAACGUCUGCUGCUGAUGCUGCUGCCGCUGCCAAAGCGGGACGCAGGUCCCCCGGAAAGGGUGGCCUAGGUGAUGCGGCGGGAGAGUCGGUCGAAGGCGCAGAAGGGGGAGCAGGAGCAGGAGAAGGAGGGGGGCCUCCUGCAGGCGUCCAGGAGCUAGCGAUUCCGGGGGGAUCGAGCUGCGAGGCGAAGCUCUCCGGCAGACAGCUGCGAGCGCAUUUCCCUCAGGUCAGCGGUGCCGACCUGGACGCCCACCCCGCCCAGCUGGCAGCCCGCCUGCGCGGGUCGGGGCUGUGGGGCUGGUUCCAGUUCCCCACCGCCCGCCUGCGCCCCCACCGCGCAGCUGUACGGCAGCUGCUGGCGCUGCGGGGUGAAGUGCGGGCGGAGCUGGAGGGGGC